This is a messenger RNA of Panthera uncia (snow leopard), 756 nucleotides long. Its product is annotated as myosin regulatory light chain 10-like. The coding region runs from base 18 to 611 and encodes 197 amino acids. Gene Ontology annotation, molecular function: calcium ion binding. The transcript has 7 exons. Gene Ontology annotation, cellular component: mitochondrion; cytoplasm. Lineage: Eukaryota; Metazoa; Chordata; Mammalia; Carnivora; Felidae. The record is from RefSeq and is a predicted model, not a curated record.
UCCUUGACCUUGACCUCAUGUCCCUAGUCCUGACCUUUUCUUCACCCUUGAUGUUGUCCCUGCACCUGGCCCACCCUGGACGGUCCUUAACGGGUGGCCAGUCUAUCCACGCACCGAGAAGGGCCCGCAAGAGAGCGGAGGGCGGAGCCAGCUCCAAUGUCUUCUCCAUGUUUGAUCAGUCCCAGAUCCAGGAGUUUAAAGAGGCCUUCACCAUCAUGGACCAGAACCGGGAUGGCUUCAUCGACAAGGAGGACCUGAGAGACACCUUUGCUGCCUUGGGCCGCAUCAACGUGAAGAACGAGGAGCUGGAGGCCAUGGUGAAGGAGGCCCCCGGGCCCAUCAACUUCACCGUCUUCCUGACCAUGUUCGGGGAGAAGCUGAAGGGUACGGACCCAGAGGAGACCAUUCUCCACGCCUUCAAGGUGUUUGACACCGAAGGGAAAGGUUUCGUCAAGGCUGAUUUCAUCAAAGAGAAACUCAUGACCCAGGCGGACCGGUUCAGUGAGGAGGAGGUCAAGCAGAUGUUCGCGGCUUUCCCUCCAGACGUGUGUGGCAACCUGGACUACAGGAGCCUGUGCUACAUCAUCACCCACGGCGAAGAGAAGGACUAGGGGUCCAAGGGCCCCCCCCCCCCACCUUCGGAGGCGGCAAACACUGGCGGUGUUUCGGGGGUGGCCACUGGGGAGGCCCCACAGCCAAUGUGUGUAAAGAAAACGCUCCCCUCGUCCCGUGGGCUGGGGGCAAAGCAAGAAUAAA